Messenger RNA from Daphnia carinata, 1209 nucleotides. RefSeq lists its product as uncharacterized. Gene Ontology annotation, cellular component: dendrite; membrane; neuronal cell body. The transcript is spliced from 5 exons. The coding region runs from base 1 to 1173 and encodes 390 amino acids. Gene Ontology annotation, biological process: sensory perception of taste. NCBI's taxonomy places the organism in Eukaryota, Metazoa, Arthropoda, Branchiopoda, Diplostraca, Daphniidae. The record is from RefSeq and is a predicted model, not a curated record.
AUGGUAACGAGCAUCGAAACAAACCUCUGGCCUUUACUCGUUGGUUUGAGAAUUUUUGGCUUCCACAUGGGAUCGAGCAAGAAAGCGAGUGAUGGAUCACGUUAUUCCAUUUGCUUGACGGUCGUCGGUUCGCUGAUGGUCUUGUCGACGGUCGUGAUUCAUUGCACUUCGUUCGUGUGUGGCGUGAUCAGAUUGAAAGCCAAUGGAAUCGGCGCCAACGGCACUAACCUGACGACGGCCAAUCUUCUCAACAUUGGCAUCGAGCAUCUCAAUUACACAUGGGUCCUCAUCGGAGUUCACGUCACUUUCUUCUUCGUCUCGCUGACGUCCAACUGGACAACGUUGUGGGAUUCUCUGCUCUUGAUAGAGAGGAAUUUGAAAUUGAAUUCCACGUUCCACCGCAAGUGCAAGAAGAGCGUCACUAUCGGAUUCUGCUUUCUACUGAUCGAUUGCCUCAGUCACUUGCUCAUUUCGAUUCGAUCGUUCUACUGGGACAUGGGCGUUCUCAGCCCGUUGGCUAUCGUCCUGUCCAACGUUUCACGGACGACUAUCAUCAGCGUGUUCCUGCUGUUCUGCGUCCUCGUGCGAGUCAUCAUGCUCGUCUUUCAAACGCUGAACGAUCAAAUUGCCCAUCUAGACGAAACAGAGCAGUUCCCAUCGUUGUACUUGACCAGCAGGGUCUUGAAUGUUCGCUUGGAGAAAUGGCGUCGGAAUCACACGCUGGCCUGCGAAUUGGUUGAAAUGGUCAACCAGUGUUUUGGCUUCGUGAUGCUCGUUACCGUUGUCAAUGUUUUUGUUAGUUUCAUUACGACGACGUUUGAGAUUGUGCGCUCCAUGCAAGACGAUGCAACGAUACCUGUCCUCUUCAUCGUCAUCUUUAUUAAAAAAUCCAUUUUGCUCUCCAUCAUUAUUUACGAACCUUAUCGUCUACAAGCCGAGGCUGCUCGGACCGCAGUCUCUCUUCGCAAACUUUUACCUUCCACUGCCGACAUUUUGACCCAAAUCAAGUUGAAUACAGUGGUGAUCGAGGUAACUCACGCCGGCCCUAAAAUCACGGCCAUGGAAUUCUUUGACGUCAAUCGCAGACUUUUGCCAACCUUGAUUGGCAGCACGUUGACGUACGUGGCUAUUCUCUGUCAAGCCUCGUCAAAUACCCACUCAUCGUUCAAGUAACAAUAACAUACGUUUCAUUGGUCUACGAUAAACAGA